CACAGUUUAUCAGAUGUGAGUGUUUCUCGCUUGCUCUCUUAGAUUGGUGAGGCGCCAGGAAAUCUGCUUCACAGCGAGAGGCAGGAGAGUAGCGUGUUGGGUUUGGACUUUGGCCCCUGCUGGGGCCAGAGCGUAUUUAUUGGCUGCUGCUGCUUGAACAAACUCAUGUGGAGUGAUCUGUCUGAUGAGUGAUCCAGUGCUUGUAGUACCGUGUCCCAGCAUCAUGGUAGACAUGCCCAAUCCAUUCAGCCCAUUGCUCUCAGCAGGGGAAAUAGUGUUGGACAGCCCUCUGUGUGGGGAAAUAAUCAAGGAAAUGGAGGUGCUUGAGGACAACUCUCGAUCCUUCAGCGAUGACACCUUCAACUUGCUUUACCUGCCUGACUUCCAGGAAUCCAGCGUUAAUUUCAACAGCUCUGCUACUCUCGAUGUUUUGAGCCCAGCCUCUAGUCCAUCUUCAGCAGCCAGUGGAACAGUGACAGGGCAGGAUGAGAUCAACCCCAGUCCCUUAAACCUCGAGUGCCGUGUAUGUUCCGAUCGUGCCUCAGGUUUCCAUUAUGGAGUGCAUGCUUGUGAGGGAUGUAAGGGCUUCUUCAGGAGAACCGUACGCCUGAAGCUAGAGUACGACAAGUGUGAGCGCAACUGUAAGAUCCAGAAAAAGAACCGGAACAAAUGCCAGUACUGCCGUUUCCACAAGUGCCUCGCUGUGGGCAUGUCCCACAAUGCAAUUCGUUUCGGGAGGAUGCCACAGUCUGAAAAGCUGAAGCUCAGAGCAGAGCUGCAGAUCCCUGAGAAAGAGGAAAGAAAGACACAGCUGGAUGACUGGAAAACUCUGGCUAGCCAAAUCCAUGAAGCCUAUCUUAAACAAUUCCACUUGAACAAGGCAAAAGCACGAGGCUUUCUCACUGGCAAGACCAGCACGCCGCCUUUUGUCAUUCAUGACCUGGACACACUACAGCAGGCACAGCCUGUUCUGGUCACCCAGAUGCUGAGUGAGGGAAAGGAGGACUUUGCACUUAUUGCUCAGGGGCAGGAGACUGAGGAUCGCCUCUUCCACUGCUGUCAGUACAUCUCAGUUGAAACGGUCACACAACUUACUGAGUUUGCCAAGGCUGUGCCUGGCUUCCCCAGCCUCGACCUCAAUGACCAAGUGACACUAUUGAAGUAUGGUGUGCAUGAAGCUUUCUUUGCCCUGCUGGCCUCGUGCAUGAACAAGGAUGGGAUGCUGGUGGCACGGGGCAGCAGUUUUAUUACCCGUGAAUUUGUUAAGAGCCUCCGCAAGCCUUUCAGCGAUAUGAUAGAAUCCAAGUUCCAGUUUGCUAUGCGAUUCAAUGCUCUGGAGCUGGACGACAGUGAUCUGGCUCUGUUUGUGGCUGCCAUUAUCUGCUGUGGAGAUCGACCAGGACUGGGAAACGUGUCACAUGUUGAAGGCAUUCAAGAAAGUAUUAUUCAUGCUCUGCGGCUCCACCUGCAGACCAACCACCCUGAUGACACCUUGCUCUUCCCCAAACUCCUGCAGAAACUAGCUGACCUUCGGCAGCUCGUAACAGAGCAUGCGCAGUUGGUCCAGGACAUUAGGGAAACACAGGACACUUCUCUGCAUCCACUACUGCAGGAAAUUUAUAAGGAUAUGUACUGAACAUUAAACUACAGGUUGGAGUUGUGGGUGUAGCUGGAUAUGAGGUAGCCUAUGUCUAAAUAAUGCCCUCCACCUUCAGAACUGCAACAACAAGAUUAACAGAUUAACCUCUUAGUGGAUUAAAAGAUUAACCAGCGCUGAUUAAACUGUAUGGUUGUACACUAAUAUACAGCACCAGUGGCCAAACAUGAACGCCUGUGGUUGUAUGCAAUGCCUUUUACUCCACAAGUUGUGGAUCUACUACAGGGAAUGAUAAAGCUGAGUGCAAAAGUUUGCAUACCCUUAGAAAUAUUACAAGUAGCCAGACCUUUAAUUUCUCCAGUAUCACAAAUGUUUGUCUGUUAACUAAAAUGUCCAAAUUAUGUGUGUUAAUAUAUUAACAGUUAAAAAAAAAAAAGAAAAACUGCAUCAUGCUUCAUUAACUUGUAGGCCCACAUUUGCCUUUAUAAUUGCCUCCAACUUCCUUUGUAGCAUGUGAACAGGUUUUGAAUCCUCUGGCUUUUCAUAUUGGCUCCAUUUGGCCCAAUUGUAUUGUUCUUGACAUAUCUGUUGUGACUCUUUUAGAUGCCACACACUUCUUUCUUCAGAUCACAUUUGGAGAUCAAGAGGGUCAUGCCAAAAAUAUCUCUGUACAAUUUGCCUCAUGUUUAUGAUUCUUUGGAUACACUAUAUCUCACAUUUACUUUCUUCUAUUUUUUGGAGAUAAAUUGUAAAAUAGAUGCACUUAACUUUCUUUCCAUGGAAAAGAACACAGGGGAUGCACACCUUUGUACCAUUGCACUCAAAUGUAUGUAUAGGCCUGUCAAAUCCAAGCAAACUCUGAGGACUGCUUUGAGUGAACACUUACUUAAUGCCUUCUGAAAUCAGUGUGUACCACAUAGAAAAUGUAUAUAUAAGUCUGUUCUGAAUAUGAAGUGCAAUUUUCACACCAUGCUAGAAUACAGCCUGCAUGUGGGACCAAUACCUCAUUUUAACUGGCAUAGAGAGCCAUGUAUAGUAAUUUUGUAUUAUAAUGUAUACAGUGUAUAUCACUCCAGCUGUUAUUAUCAAAGGAUGUUAUUUAUUUCUGAAAAUAAGAAACCUGUGUAAUUAGAAAAGAGGAUUAUUUUAUGAUUGAAUUGACGCAGAGGUAAAAGUUUAAGCUGCCAGCCUUUUGUGUGGUAAUAGCACAAUAUGGUAAAAGCUGUAUUAUUUACAAUUAUGGUCAGUGAUUAUAUAGGAAUAAAGUAUGUGAGUGUUAUUAUAUGGAAAUUUUUAUACUGUAUAGAUGCUCAGGGACAAUCAGAGUCAGAUUUACACUAGAAUAGAUUACUCAUCUUACUACAGCAGGUACACUACACUAUAAGCACUUAUUUUGAAGAAAUUGUUCU
Neoarius graeffei (lesser salmon catfish) is the source of this 3006-nucleotide messenger RNA. RefSeq names its product peroxisome proliferator-activated receptor alpha a (gene pparaa). Gene Ontology annotation, cellular component: nucleus. Gene Ontology annotation, biological process: regulation of lipid metabolic process; cell differentiation; negative regulation of inflammatory response. The record is from RefSeq and is a predicted model, not a curated record. Gene Ontology annotation, molecular function: RNA polymerase II cis-regulatory region sequence-specific DNA binding; nuclear receptor activity; zinc ion binding. NCBI's taxonomy places the organism in Eukaryota, Metazoa, Chordata, Actinopteri, Siluriformes, Ariidae. The coding region runs from base 185 to 1636 and encodes 483 amino acids. The transcript is spliced from 7 exons.